UUUAGACUCACUCACUUUUUAUAUAAUAUCGAGCACACUCUCGUGUUUGCCUUCCCUCAAUUUCUUAAAAUGGAUUUCACGAGUGUGACAUUUUAGGAUUAUUAGAAUUUUGUUCAUCACCUCUAUUCGAAGUUUAAUAGAAAGAUUAUUCCUCCUUGUCUUUAGGGACUAAUAAGUUUUCUGGUAGUCUGAUCCAAUGGCUGCAACCACUGAGAUGCCCACUGACGUUGUCAAUGAUGUUAGUAUCAACAAGGAUGGUGAAAAGGGCAUUGAUAGCGGAAUUGAGAAUAACUCUUCGAUCACGACCUCGAAACCCAAAACCGAAUCCGAUUUGGAUAUGCAAAAGCUUGUGGCUAUGUUCAAGAAACUAAAUCCAUUGGCUAAGGAGUUUUUCCCUUCUUAUUACAAUCCCAAGAAGAACAAUCAGACAGGAAAAGACAAUCAACUUCUGUCUGCUGAUGAUGUGGCCGCCACAAAAAAACAAUCUGGUGAAGAAGUUGAUCUUAAUGGAAAGAAAGGUGACAAUAACCAGAAGAGAAGAAACAGUUAUAGCCAAGGGAGGAGGAGGUUAACUGGACGAAUUUCUAAGGCACAGAGAGAGGAUAGUAUGAGGAGAACAGUAUACGUUUCUGACAUUGACCAAACUGUGACUGAGGAGGGUCUUGCUGGCUUGUUUAGUAACUGUGGACAAGUUGUUGACUGUCGAAUUUGUGGGGAUCCACAUUCAGUUCUUCGAUUUGCGUUUGUCGAGUUUGCUGAUGACCAAGGCGCACGGGAGGCUUUAAGCCUUGGUGGAACGAUGCUCGGGUACUACCCGGUGAGGGUCUUGCCCUCCAAAACUGCUAUCCUUCCAGUGAACCCCACAUUUCUUCCCAGGUCGGAAGAUGAAAGGGAGAUGUGUUCAAGGACAAUCUAUUGCACAAAUAUAGACAAGAAGGUUACUCAAGCUGAUGUGAGAAACUUGUUUGAGACGGCAUGUGGUGAGGUAACUCGCCUGAGGCUUCUUGGUGAUCAACUGCAUUCAACUCGCAUAGCUUUUGUUGAAUUUGCUCUGGCAGAUAGUGCACUUAGGGCGCUCAAUUGCAGUGGGAUGGUCGUUGGAUCCCAACCGAUAAGGGUAAGUCCAUCAAAGACACCAGUAAGGCCACGGAUCACUCGACCACCAUCCACAAACUAGGAAGAGGCCUUAGUACCUGGCUUUCCAGAAGAGAGAUGAUUUCAAGCAUCUUUUUUUUUCUUUUCUAUUUUCGUUAUCUUUUGAGGUUUUAGAACAGUUUAUCUUCAGUUACAUUCUGUUUGCUUUCUGAAUUUGGAGUUCUUAUUAGGCUUUGUCUUUUCUGACUGAGAUACUUCCAUCUGUUUCAUCAUCUUUCUCUACGGGAUUUUUUGAGCAUUUUCUUUUUA
This is a messenger RNA of Brassica oleracea var. oleracea, 1404 nucleotides long. Its product is annotated as polyadenylate-binding protein-interacting protein 9-like. NCBI's taxonomy places the organism in Eukaryota, Viridiplantae, Streptophyta, Magnoliopsida, Brassicales, Brassicaceae. Bases 197 to 1177 code for a protein of 326 amino acids. The transcript is spliced from 10 exons. Gene Ontology annotation, molecular function: RNA binding. The record is from RefSeq and is a predicted model, not a curated record.